Messenger RNA from Miscanthus lutarioriparius, 2232 nucleotides. NCBI's taxonomy places the organism in Eukaryota, Viridiplantae, Streptophyta, Magnoliopsida, Poales, Poaceae. The record is from the annotation of a GenBank genome assembly.
AUGAGCAUCUCAAGUGUGGUGGACUGGUGGGAAGAGUGGCAGCUGCGCAUCCUUGUCUUGGGCAGCCUCGCCAUUCAGCUGUACCUUGCAGUCGUCGCCCCCUUCCGUAAGCUGACAGGUCUCGGUUACACAAAUAGACUUCUUAUCUGGGUGUCGUACCUGGGUGGGGAUGCUCUUGCGAUAUACGCCCUCGCCACACUCUUCAACCGCCAGAAGAGGCUGCAGCACAAUGCCUCUUCUUCUGUGAUGAAUGGCAGCCACGACCUAGAGGUGCUCUGGGCACCUAUCUUGCUGAUGCACCUGGGUGGGCGAAUGACCAUAUCCGCUUACAACAUGGAGGACAACGAGUUGUGGCUACGGCAUGUUGGCGUCGCAAUAUCUCAGGUCACGGUAACCGUCUACGUGUUUUGGACAACGUGGUCGCCGUUGGCUGACAAGAGGUUAUUGGCUGCAGCAAUUGUGCUGUUCAUCCUUGGGAUUGUCAGAUGCUUUGAGAAGCCCCUUGCUCUCAAGAGAGCUAGCUUUAAUAACCUAAUCACCUAUUUCGUUCCAGCAUCAAUGACAGAGAUUACUACCAACAGAGAAGUAGAGCUUGAAAAGUACAUACAAGAUGCAAGAUUUUGUUAUAUGCAAAGCAACAACAUCCAGCAGCAAGAUCCUGCACUAACAACAUUGAAGGAGGCUGAACAACAGUUUCACAUGGAGUUGAUCUCUGCACCUAACAAGCUGUUCGUAGACUAUGCAUAUGCCUACAGUGUCCGCCUUGAGAAGCUGAAAUCCUUGAGGGUGCUGGGUCCAGAAUCGGCUUUUAAAGCGCUACGUGAAGGGCUUUCCAAGACUUUCGAUCUUGUUUACACCAAGAUCUGGCGACAUGGUGAUGAUGAAAACUGGGAUAAACCACUUAGUACAAUUGUUGAUUACUUAUCGGUGAUUUUAAUGGGCAUUACCAUGACAUUCCCGGUCGCUUCCAUCGUCCUCUUCCACAUCAGCCAUAAAGAAGCGUACAGGGGAAGUGACAUCAAGGUUACAUAUAUAUUAUUGUACAUCACAUAUUUUUCGGAGCUUAUUUCAGUGCCUGCAAGAUUGAACAUUUCUACCUUUAGCUUCCGAUGGUGGAAGGUGUCUACAAUAGUGUUGCGUCUUGUGGGUCUUCCCCCAUUCCCUUUCGUCAAGGUUCAACAGCAUAGCCUUAUAGGAAUCUUGGAUGCUAAGGAGAAGAAGAACAGUUUUUUAGCCUCCAUCGCUGGAGGUGGGCCCGAGUGCUGCGGCUGCCAGGACUUGCUUCAGCAGCGCUGGUUCGGGCGCGGAAAGUUGUUUCGCAGGGGCAAGGACAUUACAAGCUUGGUCAUCGCUUACGCUGAAGAUGCAUGGAUGAAUGGCAUAAAGGAUGUUGAGAGCUAUUGGAAGUUGAGUGAUAGUAGGGGCCACUGGACACUUGAGCGCAAUGGAUGCCAAGAAAUGGUGAUCCUCUGGGACAGCCUGGAGAAGCCCUUCGACCAGAGCGUAGUCCUCUGGCAUAUGGCCACAGAUCUUUGCUUCAAUUGCAAGGGGGCAUCUGUUGAUCCUGAACCUGCCAACUUGUGCAGAAUUAUUUCCAACUACAUGAUGUAUCUGCUGUGUGCUAACACUGAGAUGUUGUUGCCUGGGAGUAGAGUAUCUCUGUUCAAAGAUGCCUGCAGCAAACUUGAUGAUGCUAUCCUCCAGGCCCAGGGUGAAGAUGAUAAGCACCUGACACUGACAGAAAAGGUAAUCAGUAAGGCCGCCAAGUCCGAAGAGCGUUUUCUUCAUGGUGCUUGGUUGCUUGCUCAAGGGCUGAUGCAGUUGCCAGGUUGUGGUGAUGGUGAUGAUGAUGGGAAGAAGAUGUGGAAAGUAAUCAAGGGUGUAUGGGUCGAGAUGCUCUGCUUCUCUGCAGGUAGAUGCAAGGGUUACAUGCAUGCCAAGAACCUUGCCUACGGCGGGGAGUUCCUCACCUACGUGGCGCUCCUCAUGUCGAACGCAGGAUUGGAGACGUUCGCCGACAAGCAGCAGAGGAUGCAGCUCCGCCUUUCCAAAGAGGAGAGGCUGGAACGAGCAAAGAGGACGACUGAACAAGAUACAGGUAACCAAGCCGCAGGCGCGGUUGUUGUGAUCCAAGAAGAAAACGCUGCCACUCCAUCGACCGCUUCGGCUUCGGGCCAAGGUGAAUGCACUACUGCCCCGGCUUUGGAGGUGGUUGUUGUUGAAGCAGUAUAA